AUGCGUAUUUUCUCGGUUGCGUCGCUCUGCCUGGUCAUCUCUGGACUUGCCAGUGCAGCGCCCGUCACCUCACCCACACCAUCACCCAACCCGAAAAGCUCAGGGACGUUGCAAGUCAGGCAAGAGGGCGGUGCUCUUGAAACGGCGACAGUCAGUCGCACGGUCACUGUCACAGAGGGAAGCCACACCAAGGUUGUCUAUGCCACCAUCACUGAGACUGUCAACCUCGUCGACCCUGUAGUUGGGUUCCAGCUCGCCAUUGCGACGGUCACGGAUGCUCGAUUCGCUGCUGUCAAGAACCGAGGUGGACUUGCACGACGAGCAAGGCAGGAGGGGCAGCAGCCUCACUUGCGUCACAGCCAGCGCGAAUCUUUUUCGAUCCCUUCAUACGACUCUACCACAACUCUAAUUUCAUCUGCACCCCACUUGUACGAGCGUCAGGAGCCCGUUCCUUCCACUACGACCAUCGAGGUCAUCGAGACUGUGACGGUACCGGCCGAAGCAGACUUGAUUACGACCGUCACCCAGACAGUCAUUGUCACCCGCACGAGUGCCCCUGGCGCCACUACCACAACCACAAGCACCGUCUUCGUCGACCCCUCAAGCGUGAUACCCUCUACCAGCGCUGGAGAACAGUCCACGACGACAUCCUCCGGCGUCGAAUCGAGCAUCUUUCCCUCCACGUUCGCCACGUCUGUAAUAUCCCCUUCCUCAACCUCCAACAACACUCUCAGCGAAACGGCGCCUACGUCCACCUCGUCUCCCACAUCAACCUCCGAAUCCGACUCCGACGCCGCUUCAACAAUGGCCCCGUCUUCCUCCUCUUCACGCCUGUCCACCGACGAACUCACCGGUCUCAUCGCUGGCAUCAUCGUCUUCGUUAUCGUUGCAGCAACGAUCGGCAUCAUGUUCUGGCACCGCUACCGCCACCCCGUCGAACCCUAUCCUCCCCCGACUGCGAUGGCACCAGCAGCCCCGUCAGUGACGCCCCCACCCCUCCCCGCCGACGACCCAGGUAUCCUUGGUUCCCCAGCCGUCACGGGCCCAGGCCUACCAGGCUGGCCGACGGCAGCACAAAUCAGGAUCCCCGUGCGAGCGCAUCCUCACCCGAAGCGGAGGACGCAAAGCUCAGAGCUCUCCCCCUUUGGAUACCUUCCCACCGUCAACGAACGAGCACCGACACCGGCCUUCCGGUCUUCCAUGAUGGACCUGCCCGAGGAGGAGUCCGCGCAAGAUAUGAGCAGGAGGCGGAGCGUCGGAGACAUUGGCAUGGCGAUUCCCAUGUCGCCUGAGCGCGGGGGCAGUCGAUUCUCCACGAUGCGCGUGUAG
Verticillium nonalfalfae is the source of this 1329-nucleotide messenger RNA. RefSeq lists its product as uncharacterized. The record is from RefSeq and is a predicted model, not a curated record. The coding region runs from base 1 to 1329 and encodes 442 amino acids. The transcript has a single exon. NCBI's taxonomy places the organism in Eukaryota, Fungi, Ascomycota, Sordariomycetes, Glomerellales, Plectosphaerellaceae.